UUGCUCCAGGGAGAGGAGGGGAAGAGGGAGGGAGGGAUCAUGUGUCAUUCUCAGGAAAUGAAACUACACGUCUAAAGGGAAAAUUUCCCCGACCGUUAGUUUCCACAGACAACACAGACAUCUCGGCAGACAUGGCCUCAGCCAGCAGCCUCCCAUGUGAAGAACAGCUCCUGUGUUCAAUCUGUCUGGAUGCAUUCUCUGAGCCUGUCUCUACUCCAUGUGGACACAACUACUGCAAGACUUGUAUCACAGGGUACUGGGCCAGCAGUGACCUGACACAGUGUCCCCUCUGUAAGAAGACGUUCCGCAGUAGACCACAGCUUCAGGUCAACACAGGUUUCAGAGAUAUGGUGGAGCAUUUCAACAACAUGAGGGUGAGGGGUGAAGAUGACAUGCUUGCCAAACCAGGGGAGGUGCCCUGUGACGUCUGCCUCGGGCCGAAGAUCAAGGCCCAGAAGACGUGCCUGGUGUGUUUGGCCUCGUACUGUCAGCCUCACCUGGAGCCUCAUCAGAGAGUCACAACCCUUAAGAAGCACCAGCUGAUCGACCCUGUGUCAAACCUAGAGGACAGGGUGUGCGAGAAGCAUGGCAAGAUGUUCGAGCUCUUCUGUCGCGUGGACCAGAUGUGUGUUUGUUUCAUGUGCUUGAAAGACGACCAUGCAACGCAUGAAGCUGUCCCGUUAGAGCACGCGUUCAGAGAGAGGAAGGCCUGGCUAGACUAUGCGACGUCAAAGCUCAAAAUGAUGGAAAACACUAAAACCAGGAGUAUUAAGGAAAUCAAAUACUCAGCUGAACAGAGCAAGAAAGAGUCAGAGAAAGAGAUAGCAGACAUUGCUGAAGUUUUCACUGCUCUUAUGGUCUCUCUGCAAAGAAGCCAGGCUGAGCUGAUAGAGUUGAUCGAGGAGAAGCAGAAAGCAGCAGAAAAGCAGGCUGAAGACGAUGUGACACAGCUGGAGCAAGAAGUCGCUGAAUUGAGGAGGAGAAGAUCCGAAAUGGAGCAACUUUUACAAACAGAGGAGCACCUCCACCUCCUGCAGAGUUGGCCAUCUCUCUACUUGCCUGCUCACACUGAGGACCUAUUCAACCCUCUGCCCCACUCCACCCCUCCAUUUACACUAGAACUCUCUGACAUCAGUCGACACAGUUAUGUGGGGAUGGUGACAAAAGCAGUGGCUCAGAUGGAAAAGACACUCAGUAAUGAGAUGGCGAAGCUCAUUCAUGACGUAAGGUUAUCUGAUGCCUGUGAGGCUGCUGAACAACCUGAUGCAGCCGAAAAACUGAUGACAGAUGAGUUAACUAAAGAAGUGUGGAAUCCGCCUCAGGACAAGCUGAUGAUGAUCCAGCAGUGCGAUGCGGUGGAUGUGACUCUGGACGCCUACACAGCCAAUUCCAGGCUCCAGGUGUCUGAGGAUGGGAAACAACUGAGAUUUCGUGAAGGCCGACUGUUUUUUCCUCCAUUAUUUGGGAGAAGAUUUGAAUAUCAACCCUUCAUUCUUGGGAAAGAUGGUUUUUCCUCAGGCAGGUUCUACUAUGAGGUUCAGGUCAGUGGGAUUAAAGCCUGGCUCUUGGGAGUGGUCAUAGAGUCCAUUAACAAGGAGAUCCCUUGGUUACCCACCCCUGAGGAGGGAGGCUGGACAUUUAGUGGAAUCUCCACUGAAUUCCAUGAGGUAUAUUUUCCUAAUAUUGUUACCUCUGCUCCCCUGUACCUGAGGCAAAGGCCCCAGACAGUUGGUGUUUUUGUCGAUUAUGAGAAGGGAGAGGUCUCCUUCUAUGACGUGGACGCCAGGACUCUGAUCUUCUCCCACACAGGAUGUUCCUUCAUUGAGACCCCACCAAGACUAAAAGCUUUUCUCUAUUCUAUGGCUGGCACUUCCUUAAGUAACAGACCAAAGCUCUACCCUAUUUUUGGGAUCUUCGGUGAUGAUUCUAACGACAUACUCGUAAUCACUCGUGUGGUCCGCGCAACUUGAGGUGCCAUAAGGCGAAAUGAAUGUGGAACUUCUACCAAAAUGUCAUUUCAGAUUUCUCAUUUCAUGUUUUAGCUCUGCUUGUUAUUAUUAGGGAACACACAUUAUUGGAAUGUAUAGUACAGUAUAUUUUUUGGAGCUCUAACAAAUUAGAGGCAGUAGUAAUAGUAGUAGUAGUAUCACACAUUACAAACAUAUAAUAAUAAAACUUGGUGUAAUGUAUAUAUUCUUGAAUUUAGUUCUUAGCUUUCGCUCUUUGCAGCCAUAUUGCAAAAAAUCUGAGCUGAACAAAGCAGGUAAGAUUGCUUACCUGACGGUUGGUGAUGAGAUUCUAUUUAAAUCGGGAAGAAAGGUACAUGAGUCAUACACUAUAGUUACAUCCAUGUUGAAAUUGUACCUGUAUCUGACCAGCAGAUGACACCAUUGUGUGUGUUGUGGUCCGUUUCUCAGAGACUGUUGGAGGAAACAACAAAGAGGGGACAGUGGCAGAGGAACUCAAUUUCAUCUUUGUCACUUUCAAAAAUGCAAUUAGUCCAUCUAAAGAUAAUGAAUCAAAUCAUUUUGAUAAUUGAUAAUCGUUUAAGUCAUUUUUUAAUGCAAAAAUGCCAACAAUUAUCUGGUUCUAGCUUCUCAAAUGUGAAUAUUUGUUUAUUUUCUCAGGCUUAUAUGAGAGUAAACUAAAUAUCUUUUGGUUUUGAAGUGUUGGUUGGACAAAACAAGCAUCUUCAAUAUGUUAAUUUGGGCUUUCCGAAAUUGUGAUGGACAUUUUUCUGUGCUUUUUUCAAGCUUUUCUGUGAUUUUAUAGACCAAACAAUUAAUCGAUUAAUCGAGAAAAUAAUCAGCAUAUUAAUCAAUGAUGAAAAUAAUCGUUAGUCGCAGCCUUAAAAGGUUUAACAUUGGGCUCAAGGUUAGGCUUACAUACAGUGGUCUGUGGGGAUGCACCAAGUUUGCUGUUGACAUUACUGAACAUCUACUUUUUCUCACCUUUUGAUCAACCUCUUGUUAAUCAGUGACUUCUUUGAAUUGUAGUAUUCAAUUGUGAGCAAUUUUGAAGGCUAAGAGAUCCAUCUGGCAUACAUAUCUGAUAAUGAGCUUCAAAACCAUUUGUUUGAUAUGUAUCUACUAUGCAACUGAUAUGUAUUAUACUGCUUAAUAAAAGUGCAUUUCUUAAAAAUGUA
Molecule: messenger RNA, 3145 nt
Organism: Siniperca chuatsi (mandarin fish)
Lineage: Eukaryota; Metazoa; Chordata; Actinopteri; Centrarchiformes; Sinipercidae
Product: E3 ubiquitin-protein ligase TRIM39-like
Exons: 2
Coding region: 132-1970 (612 amino acids)
Molecular function (GO): protein binding; zinc ion binding
Source: RefSeq, a predicted model, not a curated record